This is a messenger RNA of Branchiostoma belcheri (Belcher's lancelet), 2907 nucleotides long. RefSeq lists its product as uncharacterized. The transcript has 15 exons. The record is from RefSeq and is a predicted model, not a curated record. Gene Ontology annotation, cellular component: cell surface. Gene Ontology annotation, molecular function: calcium ion binding. NCBI's taxonomy places the organism in Eukaryota, Metazoa, Chordata, Leptocardii, Amphioxiformes, Branchiostomatidae. The coding region runs from base 93 to 2534 and encodes 813 amino acids.
CUUGGCGCAAAAAUGUCACAGGACAAGCAUCGUUUUUCUUUACUUAGAGAAAAUUUGUUCGUUACUGACUCUUUAGGUACUUAGAGACAACGAUGCUGUCCAGGACCAUCCUAGUCGUGCUGUUGUUGGUGCUGGUGUUGUGGCCGGACGGGUCGCAGUCGUGGCGCCGCCGCCGCCGCAGACGAUGUCCUCGGGUUAACUGCCAGUGGUCCGGUUGGUCCGGCUGGUCCAGCUGCUCUAGGUCGUGCGGGGCGUACGGUACCCAGUCCAGGACAAGAUACGUUGCUGUCCACGCCCGAUGUGGAGGCAGUGGUUGCAGCGGACCGAGCUACCAGAGUCAGGCCUGUAACAGGCGGUGUUACAACAGUGGCUAUAUAUCCGGCAACCGCUGUGUGUGCAGGUCGGGGUACACCGGGACCUGCUGUCAGAGUGACAUCAACGAAUGCAGUAGCGGUAACGGUGGUUGUAGCCAUACCUGUUACAACACGCAUGGCAGCUACUACUGCCGCUGUAGGACAGGAUAUCGCCUGUCAGGCUCCAGGAGCUGUGUGGACAUCAACGAGUGCAGCAGCAACAAUGGCGGCUGUAACCAAAUCUGCACGAACAAUGCAGGGAGCUACCGGUGUUCCUGUAGGGCUGGAUACCGACUGUCAGGCUCUAGGACUUGUGUCGACAUUAACGAGUGCAGUACGAAUAACGGCGGCUGUAGCGGAACCUGCACCAACAUUGUUGGGGGUUACUACUGUUCCUGUCUGCCGGGGUACCGUCUGGCGAGCUCUGGGCCGUGCGUGGAGUUUACAACCAAAGCGGUGGACCUGGUCUUCCUGAUCGCCCGUCCACGUUCCUCCGUCAGCAACAGUGACGUCAAGAAGUUUAUAAAAAGCGUCGUCUCCGCGCUCAACGUCGGACAGACCGCCGCCCGGGUAGCCGUCAUCGAGUACACGUCACUCAUGCACAGCCACUUUGAUCUGCCGACUCACCUCACCAACGCACAGGUGAACUCUGCUAUAGACCGUAUCCCGAACUGGAGCACCACAAGUUACAGGAAGACGGGCAACGCCAUCAAAUAUGUCACCGACUACCUGUCAUGGCGAAACGGUAUUCCCAAAGUCCUCGUGGUCAUCACGGACUCAACAUCGAAUGACUACGUAACCGGUCCUGCCCAGAGCGCUAAGAACGCGGGCCUGAUCCUGGCCUCAGUGGGAGUGGGAAACAGCAUCAGCAGCAGCGAGCUGCGCGGCAUCGCCACCAACAGCUCCUACCGCUACACGGUCAGCUCGCACACAGACAUCGUGGGGCUCAUGGCCGUACGGGACCAGCUGCACCGCAGGCUGGAUGCUCUCGGAACCGAAGUCUCCCUGGAAGUGACCUGCAACUCGGGGUCGAUCUCCGUGAAGAUGGAGAAAAGCUCUCUGACGUCAUUCCAGAUCAGCUCGGCACGGGAUCUGCAUCUUCAACAGGCCACCUGUCUCGCAAGGGACGCCGGGAACUACUACACAUUCAACAUCGCAAGUCUAUCGGCUUGUGGGACGGAGAAAGAACAAGACGGCGACCACUUCGUCUUCACCAACACCAUCAACAGCAGGAUCCCGUCCGGCGUGCAGGUCUGGCGCGGCAAGCUGCUGGCCGUGAACGUCACGUGUCGCUACCCGGUGGACCUGAGCGUCAGUCUGACGGGUGGCAUCAACCCUGUCGUCACCACGGAGACAUUUACGGUAGAAGGCAGCGGCGAAUUCCGAGUGACCAUGGGGCUGUUCCAGAGCCCCACCUUCGGCACGGCGUACUCCACAACUCCGUCCAUCACGCUGGAGGAUGACCUGUACGUGGGACUGAACCUGCAGGGCGUCAGCCACUCCGAACUGGUCCUCAGGCUCAGGAACUGUUGGGCAACGCCGACCAACAAUGCGGACGACACGAUCCAGUACCCAAUAACGACCGACGGAUGUGCCAACGCCGAAGACGGGACCGUCUACAUCAUGGAGAACGCGCAGUCGAAGCAGGCGCGUUUCCGAGUGCAGAUGUUCCGUUUCGCGAGUCACCCCCGGGUGUACCUACACUGUACCAUCAGCGUGUGCGACCAGGUCAGCCCGGGGGCAUGUGCACCGACCUGUGCCACGCGCAGCGGCCGGCGGUGGCUCCCGUCCACCCAACCCGAGGAGGCAGCGGGGAGAGAGCGGCGGUCGGUCGGGGACACCCGAGUCACCAUCUCGUCCGGGCCCAUCGUACAGGAAGGCGUGGACGACGAUGACGAGCCGUCUCCUGUCGUCCUCGCCCUUGGCGGCGUCCUGGGUACCGUCUGUGUCGCCGCGCUGGCCGUCGUCGGAGUCAAAUUCGCCGGGAAGGUCGCUGCCAAGUCCACCGUGGCUCCAAGCACAGCAGCAAGCAGCGCGGGAGGACACCCCGGCGGCGGGGCGUCUACUGGGGAUGAGCCUCCACCGUACUCUGCCGCUGCGCCCGCCUCUAAAGUCGUUACUUCCAAGUUGGGAAUGGGCGAUGAUGGUUUUGUGUCCAGCUUGCCGACUGUCAAAAUCUAAGCCGAAAAGCAGUCUACAGUGUAGCCGGUAUCCGCCCCUCGGCGUAAUACUUGGAGAACAAAACCGUCUAUGGUCUUUAUUGUUAGUUUUGAUGUGAUGUGUUGUUUUUAUCUGUAUAGCCGGUAUCACACUAGCUUGGACGCACUAUGUGUUGUGACGUACUAUGUAAAUACACAACAAACUUGCAACUUUUGUCAACAAGUCAGAUCUACACUCAUCUGUAUUUUUUUCUAAAUUUAAGUCUUGAUUUGUUGUAUUGUAUCCACUCUUGAGACAUCUCAAGCAGUAGUGAAUGAGUUGUUAAGACACGAGCCCAAGGGUUUCACAAAACCUAAGUGAUGAUUUCGAAUAAUAAAAUAAAUCAACCUGCAAU